AUGGCCCUUGUUAUUGGGUUUGUUGAUAGAAGUGGAUUUAUACGAGAACGAUUUUUGGAUAUAGUUCAUGUCAAAGAUACAACUGCUGCAACUCUUAAGGAAGAGAUUUCCUGUGUUUUAUCUCAUCACAAUCUUGAUGUUCAAAAUAUUAGGGGUCAAGGGUAUGAUGGUGCCAGUAAUAUGCGUGGAGAGUGGAAUGCUAGAGAAAUAUCUGAUGCUUUCCAAGCAGCUACAAUUGAACAUUUAGUUGAUAUUGGUGAGAUUGAAACGGGUAAAGGAGUUAAUCAAGUAGGUGGUUUGCAACGACCUGGAGAUAAUGGAUCUACUUAUUCUCAACGUGGUGAUGCGGCUUUUUCAUUUAAGUUGCUAAUGUCAUUUGAUUUUGCAUUCAUCUUACAUAUAAUGAAGGAUGUUAUGGGAAUUACUGAUAUGCUUUGCCAAGCCCUGCAACAAAAAUCUCAAGACAUUUUAAAUGCUAUGCAUUUGGUGACUACCACUAAGACUUUAAUUCAGAAGUUAAGAGAUGAUGGUUGGAAAACUCUUUUAGAAGAAGUGACAUCAUUUUGUAAGCAUCAAGACAUUGAAGUUCCUGAUAUGGAUGCUUGUUUUUCUAGUGUAGGAAGAUCUCGCCGUAAACAAAAAUCAGUAACAGUUGAACAUCACUACCGAGUUGAUAUAUUUACAGCUAUCAUUGAUCAACAAUUGCAAGAGCUAAAUAAUAGAUUCAAUGAGCAGGCGAUCGAGCUUCUUAAGUUGAGCACAACUUUAGAUCCUAGAAAUAGCUAUAAAUUAUUCAAUGUUAAAGAUAUAUGCUUACUUGUUGACAAGUUCUAUCCUCAAGAUUUUUCUAACCAAGAAAAAAUUCAUUUGAGACUUCAGUUGCAGCAUUAUGAGCUUGAUCAACUACUGAACGAACUUUCUCAGCGAUGA
Messenger RNA from Populus trichocarpa (black cottonwood), 930 nucleotides. RefSeq lists its product as uncharacterized. Bases 1 to 930 code for a protein of 309 amino acids. NCBI's taxonomy places the organism in Eukaryota, Viridiplantae, Streptophyta, Magnoliopsida, Malpighiales, Salicaceae. The record is from RefSeq and is a predicted model, not a curated record. The transcript is spliced from 5 exons.